UCGAGAAGUACCAGGACCUGGCCAGGGAACUUCGUAAGAUUUGGCAGGAAAAAUACGUUCGACCCUUCAUCAUGAGUAAUGGAUUUUUGCAGCAUCCCAUGAAUGUAUGACCUCUGACCCAUGAUGGGAAGUACACCGAGCUCAACGAAGAACCAACAACUCAAGAAGAAGGCAGGGGAGGCUAAUGGGACGAUGAACAAUAACAAUGAAAAGGGAACAGUGGAUCUGUCCUCGCAAAAGGCGGCAGGAGAUGGAGAUGCUGACCUGGCCGAGAAAAAAGAAGAAGGAGAAGAGGCACCCGAUGAAGAGACCAUCGAGGAUAAGAUAAAUAAAAUUGCCGAAGUCGUGUCUUACUUAAAAACUGUGGAUGACUUUGCAGCAGAGGAAUGUUUUAAGAAAUUUGCCACUCUUGGAAAGCUGUCAUUUGACAGAGCAAAUCGUCUCCAGCUGGGAAAGUAUUUGGUCGAACAAGGUUUUGGCGAACUGUACCUGACGAUUCACACGAAUCUAUACACUCAUGAUUUAUUCAAUAAAGAGAGCGAGGACCCCCAACGUAAGCAGGCGUUGAUCAACCUGAAGAAAAUGCGGAUGUCUUACUGGAACUAUACCGAUAGCGUCGAGGAGCUUUGUGUUGUCCUCGGACAGACCGGCGCUUUAGAAGCCUCCAUUCAGGAACUCUCCAACCCUGCUCUGAACUACGACCAGUUGAAGAAUGAGAGUAGGAGGCACGUUGUACGAGGUGUUCUGGGCAUACUGAGUAACUCCAUCCGGUUGUGCGGAGACAACCGUGAGAUUUACCGCAAGGCAGGAGCUGUGGAGAUCCUCUGUACCCUCAUGAAGUGCACCUUCCUCAUCGUUCGUGUUCAGUGUUUACUCAUCUUGUCUUACAUCAUCACAGAGGAAGAAAGUGAAAAGAUCACGGCUACGGAUGGCUCCAUUGACUUUCUGCUGACUUUAGUGAAAGAAGCACUGAAGACGAAAGAACACAAGACCAAAAGAUAUGGUUUCACUGUCGAAGAACUCAUGAUUGGCAUAAACAACUUGGCCUUGAAUGAUGAGAACAAGGUGAAGAUUGUCCAGAAAGGAGGACUGGAUCCACUGGUCAAGAUGUUGACAGUCCACUUCUCAGAUACUGAACAAGAAUUGGCUGCUGGCUUAGUGUGGAAGCUGGCAUUCGUGCCGUCCAAUCGGGCCGUCAUCAAACACAACACGCCACUUUUUGAAGCUCUGACUGAACUAAGGACAUGUCACAACGCAGCCUUGAGAGAAGCUUGCACAGGAGCAUUAUGGGAAACUACUGAGGGGAAAAUCGAUUUGCCGGGGCACAUUCACAGUGAAGGUGGCUCGUCACACGAGGGCGUUACAGUCAGCAACAAGCAUAUAAUGAUUAGCUACCAGUGGGAUGUCCAGAAACGAAUGAUCAUGUUGAAAGAUGAAUUGAUAUCUGCCGGGUACAAUGUUUGGAUGGACGUCGAUAAAAUGGAGGGCGAUAUUCUUGGUGCGAUGGCAGAGGCAGUAGAGAACUCCGCUGUGGUAUUAGUGGCUCUGUCCCGCAAAUAUAAAGACAGUCAUAAUACACGAACAGAAGCAACAUAUGCCUACAAGCAGAACAUCCCCAUUGUUCCUCUACUAGUAGAGAAAGAUUAUUCAGCUGACGGAUGGCUUGGCGCACUUGUUGGCACACUUCUGUAUUUCAAAUUCUUUGAAGACGCCCAGUUGGAGCAGAAUUUGCCGUAUUUGGUCCAAGAACUUGGGAAUCGUGCUAAGGAAGGGGCGAUUGUUGAAAAAGGCAUCGUCCAGGCAACCAAGGCAUCGUUGACAGCAAGCAAGCCAGCGGCUUCCAACCCCACCAAAGUCGGACGAGCGGUGGUUGCCACGUGGGAAAAGGACCAAGUCCAGAAAUGGCUGAAGGACAAUGAGCUGAUGGACGCUCAUAAGAAAAUGCUGCAGUUCAACGGAGAGCUGUUGGUGCAGAUGUACAAGCAGUCGCAGAGAGCGCCAGAGUUCUUCCACAGUAGCCUCCGACAAGAGUUGGGAUUGGAUUUCCUAACUAUUCUGAAGUUGACAAGCGCGCUGGAUAAACUUAUGAUAUGAGAACUGCCAAACCAUUAUGGUUUUCAUCUGAUGGUAGUGUCAACCUGAAGCUAAACUGAGAUUAUUAUGUAUGCCUCUCAGGACAUUACAAUAUCUAUUUUUUUUUCAAGUAUUCGACAAGAGUUCUGUCACAGCACUCUCCGACGGAAGUUGGGAUUAAAUUUUUUUUUUAUUUUGAACUUGUAUGAAAACUAGAAAACCAUUAAGUAUUCCAAUAUUGACAGUUUCACACAAAAUGUAUGUAAACUGAGAUUAUAUAUACUGUAUGCUUUAUCACAUAUUUUUAUAUCAGGACACUACAGUAAAGUAUUUGACC
Messenger RNA from Asterias rubens (European starfish), 2410 nucleotides. RefSeq lists its product as uncharacterized. Gene Ontology annotation, biological process: signal transduction. Bases 121 to 2094 code for a protein of 657 amino acids. Lineage: Eukaryota; Metazoa; Echinodermata; Asteroidea; Forcipulatida; Asteriidae. The record is from RefSeq and is a predicted model, not a curated record. Gene Ontology annotation, molecular function: protein binding. The transcript is spliced from 8 exons.